GGAAGGUGCAGCUCCUUUCGAACGAUUUCGUCAUUUUGUUUAAUACUUUAAAAAGUACGGCUAUCGGUCUACUAGUUAAGUGUUAAUUGAUAAGAAAAGAGUCUUUUAAAUCUUUGAAUCAGCGGAUUGUAGAUAGCUACCCACUGCUAUCUGCAUUCCUCUACAGCGGAUUUAUUCCAUUUGUUGUGCCGUUCCAUUGUAUGGGUUCAUUUGUUAGCCGGAGUGUCGGAGCAGCAAACAUGAGCGGUCCAGUUGCGGAAUUCGUCAAAACGGCCAUCGCCAAGGAUAAAGUCGUUAUUUUCUCGAAGACUUACUGCCCGUACUGCACUAUGGCGAAGGAGCCAUUCAAGAAGCUUAACCAUGACUUUGCAUGCUACGAGCUUGACAAGCGCAACGAUGGUGAUGAGAUUCAAUCCGUGCUCGGAGAAUUGACCGGCGCAAGAACGGUACCGCGAGUGUUUAUCGAUGGCAACUUUGUCGGUGGUGGCACAGACAUCAAGAAGAUGUACGACGAUGGUCGGUUACAGAAAAUGCUUGAAUAAGAGCGGUAAUCAUCCAUCCCCUCUAAACGAAACUGUUAAGACAUUCUUUAUUUUGAUUCUCUCUUAAAAAGUGUUACAUCGCAGAACAAAAACAAC
Messenger RNA from Anopheles nili, 638 nucleotides. RefSeq lists its product as uncharacterized. Gene Ontology annotation, molecular function: glutathione disulfide oxidoreductase activity. Gene Ontology annotation, cellular component: cytoplasm. NCBI's taxonomy places the organism in Eukaryota, Metazoa, Arthropoda, Insecta, Diptera, Culicidae. The record is from RefSeq and is a predicted model, not a curated record. The transcript has 5 exons. Gene Ontology annotation, biological process: cellular response to oxidative stress. The coding region runs from base 201 to 542 and encodes 113 amino acids.